Spinacia oleracea (spinach) is the source of this 1621-nucleotide messenger RNA. RefSeq lists its product as uncharacterized. NCBI's taxonomy places the organism in Eukaryota, Viridiplantae, Streptophyta, Magnoliopsida, Caryophyllales, Amaranthaceae. The transcript has 6 exons. Gene Ontology annotation, molecular function: pre-mRNA 5'-splice site binding; protein binding. Bases 208 to 897 code for a protein of 229 amino acids. The record is from RefSeq and is a predicted model, not a curated record. Gene Ontology annotation, cellular component: U2-type prespliceosome; commitment complex; U1 snRNP. Gene Ontology annotation, biological process: mRNA 5'-splice site recognition; RNA processing.
AAUCUGAAAAUAUCAGCGCAGCCUUAACCUAAGAACUGAAAAAAAAAACACUGCUUUCUCCUCCCUGUCACAGCUCCUGCAAAACGACCUCCUUCUCAAGUGACCGGCGAAGCCACCGGCGAAACCACACUCACGAACUCGCACCCUCUCUCCUCCUUCUCAGGCGACAACAGAGGUCUUCCCCACUCAAUUCGAAGAAAAAAAUUGAUGAAGGCCGCCGAAUUUGCACUACCAAAGCUGUCGAAAAUCCUACUUGUGAUGAAAUUGGUGACUUCUGCAAAUUUCUCAAUCUUCCUUACCAUUAGGAGGCUGUUUGAGCGAGCAUUGGCGUAUGUUGGAACGGAUUACUUGUCUUACCCUCUUUGGGAUAAGUAUAUUGAAUAUGAAUAUACGCAACAGCAGUGGGCAUAUCUUGCCUCAAUAUAUACUAGGAUAUUGGAGAAUCCAAAUCAACAGUUGGAUCGCUAUCUUACAAGUGCUGAGUCACGACAGACAAAUCAAUUGUGCUAUAUCAGCCAUUGCGACGCAAAUUCUCUUGUAAAUCAGAUUACAAGAGUAUCAUUAACCCCAGAAUCAAGCUAUAUAGCCAAACCAGCAGCAUCGUGGAUUGAUGAUUUUCUAGUGUGGAUGUCUCCUGAAGCUUUUGGUUACCAAAUACCAAUUCUCAUUUUCUCUACGGUUUUUAACCGUAAGAUGCUUAACCAAAUUUUCUGCAGCCUCCAUUGCAGCUCCUGCUGCUCUAUUCUAUAUGCUAAGCUUCGGCCAAAAACUAAACUAAAAAAACUGGACUCCUUCAAAUGUUGCAGCGAUUGUCUUUUAUACUCAGCCCGUGCUUCUGUGCGCCAACACAAGAGGGUCUGUGUGCGCGCACAGACCUCUGCGCCCACACAGCUGUAGUCUCUGUGCGCGCACACAAUUCCCAGAGCUUACUGUAUGAUUUUUGCAGAUUUGUGCGCCCCUACAGGCAGACUGUGCGCGCGCACAGACCUGUACCUCUGCUAUGUUGUUGUUCUGUUUGUUGUUGCUGAUCUGCUCGUGGCUUGGUGCUAUUUGCUUGCUUCGUGUGGGGCUGUUGCUGCAGUUUGCUUGCUCGCAUUGCAGUAGCUUCAUGAACGACGACAGUAAAUGAUUUAGCAAUGACAGUAUACGGAAGUGUUGUGACAGGUUGUUGUCAACGCUCAUGUAUGUAGCUGCUGCUGUAAGGCUGCAAUGUUGUUGAGCUUCUGUAGGUUGUUCGUUGCAGUGGCCUUGGUUGCUGUGUUGAUUUGAUAAGUGGUGUUUCUUGCCAAGCUCCUUAAAUGGGUCAACAAAACUGACGAUGAAUGAGAAUUUAAUACAAACGGCAGAACUAGGGAAACUUUUAAGGUUUUCACAACUCCAAGGGAGGGGCCCUUUACCAAAGAGGAGUUGGAUGAAGUUCGAGACAAGUGGGCUACUUACUUCAACGAUUGUGAACUACCCUCAUUGUAAUAAAUAGAGCAGGCUUGUAGUUAUCCGUGACUCUUACAUUAUUUUUUUAUUUGUCGAUUUAACUAAUUACAUUUGAAUUAAUUCGGUAAUAUUAUUGGAAAUUUGAAAUUUAUAUCAUUUUUUAGGAAUGUCAAGCUGAUGUUUGGUGAAA